Messenger RNA from Motacilla alba alba, 681 nucleotides. RefSeq names its product scale keratin-like. The transcript has 2 exons. Gene Ontology annotation, cellular component: intermediate filament. Gene Ontology annotation, molecular function: structural constituent of cytoskeleton. Lineage: Eukaryota; Metazoa; Chordata; Aves; Passeriformes; Motacillidae. The record is from RefSeq and is a predicted model, not a curated record. The coding region runs from base 1 to 681 and encodes 226 amino acids.
AUGUCCUACUCCAGCGAGUCGUGCGGCGUCAGCUGCCCCCAGCCCAUCGCCGAGAGCUCCAACGAGCCGUGUGUGCAGCAGUGCCCCGAGUCCAGAGCCCUGAUCCUGCCCCCGCCGGUGGUGGUGACCAUCCCGGGCCCCGUGCUCAGCACCUUCCCUCAGGAGAGCGUUGUGGGAUCGUCAGGCCCAGCCUGCUCCUCUGGCUAUGGGGGCUCCUUUGGGCCUGGAGGUUAUGGGGGCUCCCUGGGCUAUGGGGGCUCCUCUGGCUAUGGGGGCUCCUUUGGGUCUGGAAGUUAUGGGGGCUCCCAGGGCUACAGGGGCUCCCGGGGCUAUGGGGGUUUCUCAGGCUAUGGGGGCUCCCUUGGAUAUGGGGGCUCCCGGGGCUAUGGGGGCUCCUUUGGCCUGGGAAGCUGUGGGGGCUAUGGGGGCUCCCAGGGCCGGGGGGACUCCCUCGGAUAUGGGGACUCCCUUGGCUACGGCCGUUCCCUGGGUUAUGGGGGUGACACUGGCUAUGGAGGCUCCUUCGGGGGCUAUGGGGGCUCCCUGGGGGGCUAUGGGGGCUCCUUUGGCAAUUGCGGGAGGUCCUACAGCUCCGGCUUCUCCUCACGGGGCCUGGGCUAUUCCCUGCCUGGCUCCCAGAGAUGGGGCAGGUCCCGCCACGGGAGCUGUGGGGUUUUCUAA